Molecule: messenger RNA, 1414 nt
Organism: Entelurus aequoreus (snake pipefish)
Lineage: Eukaryota; Metazoa; Chordata; Actinopteri; Syngnathiformes; Syngnathidae
Gene: chtopa
Product: chromatin target of PRMT1a
Exons: 6
Coding region: 250-1014 (254 amino acids)
Source: RefSeq, a predicted model, not a curated record
AAAAAAAUCUCCAUUUUCUUCCCAGGGCAGCACCAUUUUAAGAAGCCGUUUGGUGCGUUUCGAACGUUUUGUUGCCGUUCUGUAAAGUAUACAAGAAGUCAGUUGUACCUUUUUACUAUAUUUACGACGCGUCAUUUAGUGCCAAGUGUUCGUAAUUGACCUAGAGGGAAAGAAAGGACACAUUUUACGGCCUUGUCGGAGCAAGCUUUAGCAGAAGCUAAUUAUAGCUGGCUAGCUGUUCUUCGACCAAUGCAACAUUCAUUGAACCUGCAACAGAAGCCAGUCAAAAUGAGUGCUGGAUCUUCUCAAACAGUUAUCCUGAAGAGCACCACCAAAGUGUCCCUGAACGAGCGCUUCACUAACAUGCUGAAGAACAAGCAGCCCACUCCGGUUAGCAUUCGAGCCACCAUGCAACAGCAACAUAUUGCCAGUGCCCGCAAUCGCCGGCUGGCCCAGCAGAUGGAGAAUCGACCGUCGGUGCAGGCAGCUCUGAAUCACAAACAGAGCCUGAAGCAGCGAUUGGGGAAGAGCAACAUCCAAGCCCGGCUGGGUCGACCUAUGGGGAUGGGUAUGCGUGGAGGCGCGGUUGGUGGCAGAGGAGGAUUGCGAGGAAUGACCAGAGGACUUCGCGGAAGAGGCAGAGGAGGAAUGAUGAGAGGUGCUCUCUCCCUGAGAGGAAAGCGAAUGGUUCCUGGUGGCCCCAUGCGAGGUCGUGGCGCUGUUGGUCGUAUGCCAAUGCGAAGAGGCGGCCGUCAGAGAGGAGGAUUUCCUGGCCGAGGUGGACCUAUGGGGAGAGGUGCAGGCCGUGGAGGAGUAUCCAGAGGCCGCGGAGGACUCCGUGGGCGCAGCGGCUUUGCUGGCCGCCGUGGCCGUGGCAGAGGGGUCGGCCGACCCUCUGUGACCCGUGAACAACUGGACAACCAGCUGGACGCUUACAUGUCCAAGACAAAAGGUCAUCUAGACGCUGAAUUGGAUGCCUACAUGGCCCAAGCAGACCCGGAUAGUAUGGAGUGACCCCAACGGACUUAUUGAGUUACUGCAAGAACUGUACGGCUCCUUUAACAUACUGUGUAGUCUUGUUUACUUGUUCUCAAAAAUUAGACUUGUUUUGACAGGAGCAUAAACAGUCCAGGACUCUGUUUUGGACCAGAAGAAAAUCCAGCACUAAAUGGGCUUUUAUCCAAACAUGGUUUCUACAGCAGAUCCUAUAACAUUUGUUUUCGUUCUAGUUGACUGCAGUAUUUUUAUAAAGUUUGAAGAGCUCAGUUGAUUUAAAGUUACUUUUUACACAUCCCCUCCUGGGAGCAUACAAAAGCUACACAAUUGGCACGCUCAAUCUUUUCCUCAAGCAUUUUCUCUGGAAAGGUGUUAAGUUAUGUUCAAGAAUGUGUCAACAAAGCAUUUUCUUCCAGUG